GACCGAGCCAGAGGCCAGAAGGGCAGGAGACCGGACCAAAAAAGGACAGCCUGGAGCUCGACGGAGCUGCAGCACCGAAAGUGGAACGCAUCCACAACUCGAUCGGCCACCGCAUCCCCAAGACCUUGCUUUCGGGCCACCUGGCGCAAACGGCAAUUCAGUUGCACUCGACCGCACCGGAUUCUGAUUCUUGGGAAAGCAUUGUUCCCAAAGCGUCUCUGAUUAUGAGCCAGGUCAUCUUCUCCGAACAAGGUCCCCGGUGACGAGUCUCGACGACACAGUGCGAAGCGAGCAUUUCGUGGCUCCCGACCGCUCCAACACUGCUCCAACACCGCCCGACAAACGAGGUCGUCCGUCCCUCGCCACUCGCCGAUUUGACCCGGCUACAGCCAUCGGGGGAGAAUCGCGACUGAGAUGGCCGACUACUCCAUGUACCACGCCCUCGGCCAGGGCGAGGUCCUCGACCCCAACGACCCGACCCGAACGAGCCAACCUGCCCCGCCGCAGUUCCAACCCCCCGUUGCUCCGAACCCCUAUCAGCAAGCCGCCGGCCAGCAGCCCUACUAUGGCGCCCCUCCGCCGGCCGGUUCCCUGGUGCCGCCCCAGGCUCCGGGAUACGGGCCGCCCCAGCCCGGCGGUUACCCCCAGCAGGGACAGCAGCCCCCUGCCGGGGACGGAGGCUUGGUCGCGCAGAUGGGUGGCAUGACCCUCGGCGCCGAUGCAGGGACCGGCGCAGGGACCGGCACGGUCAGGAAGAAGAAGAAGGACCGCCACGCAUACCACACGGUCGAGGCCCCCGCCGGCUCGUCCCAGCCGUUCAACGGCAUGCCCCCCGCAGGCACGCCCGCCACCCCCUACCUGAACGCCGAUCCUUCGGCGGCCGCCUCCCGAUACGGCCCUGGCGCGCCCACCCCGCAGAUGAGCCAAUUUCCGGCACCCGUCAGCCCGGCCUUUGUGCCCUUCCCCGCCUCCCCUGCCGAGUUCGCCGCCAGGAGCGGAUAUGCCGACCCCGCGCCGUCGCCGAGCAUGGUCCCUGCCGCCGCCGGGCAGACCCGAGUGUCUCCCGACGAGAUGCCGAGCGUGCCCCUCUCCCGCGACUCGGUCCAGCAGUACUUCCUCAGCAAUGUGUACCCUACCUUUGAGCGACUGGUUCCGCCGCCGGCUACCGUCUCCUUCGUCGCCUUCGACCAGGGCAACGCCUCACCCAAGUUCGCCCGCCUCACCUUGAACAACAUCCCCGCCACGGCUGACGGGUUGAAGAGCACAGGCCUGCCCCUGGGCCUCGUCCUCCAGCCGCUGGCUCCGCUCCAGGCGGGCGAGCUCGACAUCCCCGUGCUCGACUUUGGCGACGCCGGCCCGCCUCGCUGUCACAGGUGCCGCGCCUACAUCAACCCGUUCAUGAUGUUCCGCUCCGGCGGCAACAAGUUCGUCUGCAACCUGUGCGGCUACGCCAACGACACGCCUCCCGAGUACUUCUGCGCAACCAGCCCCCAGGGCGUCCGCGUCGACCGCGACCAGCGGCCGGAGCUCGUCAGGGGCACCGUCGAGUUCGUCGUGCCGAAGGAGUACUGGACCAGGGAGCCCGUCGGCAUGCGCUACCUCUUCCUGAUCGACGUGACCCAAGAGUCGUACAACAAGGGAUUCCUCGAGGCUUUCUGCGACGGCAUCCUGCGCGCCCUGUACGGCGGCGGGGAUGACGAGAGGGACGAGAACGAGAACGGCGAGGUCAGGAGGCGGAUCCCGGCGGGCGCCAAGGUCGGCUUCGUGACCUACGACAAGGAAGUCCACUUCUACAACGUCAGCCCGGCGCUGGAGCAGGCCCAGAUGAUGAUCAUGCCCGAUAUCGAAGACCCCUUUGUCCCCCUGGGCGAGGGCCUGUUCGUAGAUCCGUACGAGUCCAAGGCGGUCAUCAGCUCGCUGCUGACUCGCCUGCCCCAAAUGUUCUCGACCAUCAAGAACCCCGAGCCGGCGCUGCUGUCGACUCUCAACGCGGCCGUCGCCGCUCUGGAAGCGACGGGCGGCAAGAUCUUUUGCUCCCUGUCGGCGCUUCCCACCUGGGGCCCCGGCCGGCUGUUCUUGCGGGACGACGGCAAGCAUCCAAGCGGCGAGCCCGAUAAGAAGCUCUUCAGCACCGAGCAUCCCGGCUGGAGGAAGACGGCCGAGAAGAUGGUGUCCGUUGGUGUUGGCGUCGACUUCUUCAUGGCCGCCCCGUCGGGCGGCUACCUGGAUAUUGCUACAGUCGGUUACGUGUCUGCUACCACUGGCGGUGAGACGUUCUACUACCCCAACUUCAUCGCCCCGCGAGACAACACCAAGCUGGCGCUGGAGAUCAAGCACGCGGUAACGCGCGAGACGGGUUACCAGGCGCUCAUGAAGGUCAGAUGCUCCAACGGGCUGCAGGUGUCGGGCUACCACGGCAACUUUGUCCAGCACACCUUCGGCGCCGACCUCGAGAUUGGCGUCAUCGAUGCCGACAAGGCCCUCGGGGUGACCUUCACCUACGACGGCAAGCUCGACCCGAAGCUCGACACGCACUUCCAGGCCGCCCUACUUUACACAUCGGCGUCGGGCCAGCGGAGGGUGCGGUGCAUCAACGUGAUCGCCGGCGUCAGCGAGAACGCCCGCGACAGCAUCAAGUUCAUCGACCAGGACGCCGUCUACACGCUCCUCGCCAAGGAGGCGUCGACCAAGCUGGCCACCACGUCCAACACGAUCAAGGACAUCCGCCUGAGCCUCGCCGAGAGGGCCAUCGACGUGCUCGCCAACUACCGGAAGAACUUCCUCUCGCAGGCGCACCCGCCCGGGCAGCUGGUCAUGCCCGAGCGGCUCAAGGAGUUCUCCAUGUACAUGCUCGGCCUGCUCAAGUGCCGCGCCUUCAAGGCCGGCUCCGAGUCGACGGACCGGCGCGUGCACGAGAUGCGCAUGAUCCGCUCCAUGGGCGCGCUCGAGCUCGGCCUGUACCUCUACCCCCGCAUCAUCCCCCUGCACAACCUGCAGCCGGACGAGGGCUUCCCGGACCCCCAGACGGGCCACCUGCGCAUGCCGCCGGCCAUGCGCGCGUCCUUCUCGCGCGUCGAGCCGGGCGGCGUCUACCUGGUCGACAACGGCCAGCAGACGCUGCUGUGGAUGCACGCCCAGACGUCCCCCAACCUCAUCGCCGACCUGUUCGGCGACGACAAGACGUCCCUGCAGAGCCUCGACGCCUACACGUCGUCCAUACCCGUGCUGCAGACCCACCUCAACGCCCAGGUCCGCAACAUCAUCGAGUUCCUGCGCACCAUGCGCGGCUCCAAGGGCCUGACCAUCCAGCUCGCCCGCCAGGGGAUCGACGGCGCCGAGUACGAGUUUGCCCGGCUGCUGGUCGAGGACCGGAACAACGAGGCGCAGAGCUACGUCGAUUGGCUGGUGCAUCUGCACAAGGGGGUACAGCUGGAGCUGGCCGGCCAGAGGAAACGGGAGGACACGAGCGAAUCGUCGGCGCUGUCGAGUUUUACGGGGCUGAGGCCUUCGUAUUGGUAGCCCGGUAGCCUGUGAGCUGGGUGAAAAAGGGGGUUGGGGAAGAUGAAAAGCGGGUAAAGUACACACACGUACAUACAUUACGUCCAUCUGCUUGUCUCCAGACUCUUAAGAGCAGAUCGAUCGAGAUACCAAGAUACGGAUAUGAUUGUGAUACCAUCGGACGUUUGCUGGGUGCUUGCUCCCUCCUAGUACCAUACCAUACCCUACACUUGCGAGGUUUGCAUCGCGGGGCGCAUCGUCUUGUCACGGGUUUCCCCAUGUUUGUCUCGCGUGUGGCCAUAUGUAUGUAUGUACAUACACAUACCUGCAUGCAUACACUACGCG
This is a messenger RNA of Thermothelomyces thermophilus ATCC 42464, 3843 nucleotides long. RefSeq lists its product as uncharacterized. Lineage: Eukaryota; Fungi; Ascomycota; Sordariomycetes; Sordariales; Chaetomiaceae. Gene Ontology annotation, cellular component: COPII vesicle coat; endoplasmic reticulum exit site. The coding region runs from base 415 to 3519 and encodes 1034 amino acids. Gene Ontology annotation, molecular function: zinc ion binding; SNARE binding. Gene Ontology annotation, biological process: COPII-coated vesicle cargo loading; intracellular protein transport; endoplasmic reticulum to Golgi vesicle-mediated transport. The transcript has 3 exons. The record is from RefSeq and is a predicted model, not a curated record.